UACAUCUGCAUGAGGCGUGGAUUGUCGAAAUUGUGGGCUGUCCGACACAGUGCCUCUGACCACGAAGCCAUCGGCCCCAGGAUGCCACCACAUGCCAUCGGCCCUGCCGCGCCCUCCACCGCCAAUCCUACCAGUGACAGCGACAGUGGCAGCGACUCUGAUCUCGUCGGGCCGUCCAUCGCCCUCGCCGGCUACACCGAAUCCGAUGCCGCCCAGCAAACCCUCGACACAGUUGAAUCACGCAUGUGCCGGCAAGACAAAGCCAACCAAACCCCCGAGGAAGACAAGCGCGAAGAGUGGAUGCUCCUCCCACCAUCCGUCGAAAGUACAUCUGCGGUGCGCGGAAGCAAGGCAGGCAAAAAGGGAAGCAUGGUGGCACCACUGUUCGAUAAAAGCUGGACGGAGACGCCCGAGGAACGCAGGGCGCGGAAGAAAGGCAAGGGGCGGAGCGGGAAGUGCAGGGAGACGGAGGUGGAGGAGGAGACACCGGGGAUGCGCAAGAAGAGGAUAGAGGAUGAGGAGAAGGGAAGGUGGGUGGAGGAAUUCGACCGGUCUCGCGACCUGAGCGCCGGCAAGGUCGAUGAGCGCAAGCAGCGCGAGCUACUCAAUACCAUGGGCUUUUUGACCGACAAGUAUGCGCCGAGCAAGGGAGGGUCGUUUAUGUAACCAUUGAGUAACUGUGAGCCAGUAUUUUAUUUUUUUAUUACUCCGCAUUUGAUGUGGAAUUCCCAAUCACGCUAUAAAUAGACGCACACCCUGGGUGCAUUUGCGGA
Kickxella alabastrina is the source of this 773-nucleotide messenger RNA. RefSeq lists its product as uncharacterized. Lineage: Eukaryota; Fungi; Kickxellomycota; Kickxellomycetes; Kickxellales; Kickxellaceae. The transcript has 3 exons. The record is from RefSeq and is a predicted model, not a curated record. The coding region runs from base 10 to 666 and encodes 218 amino acids.